UGUGUGUGUGUGUGUGUGUGCAGGUCUCUGAUCUACCAGCACCGCUGGGUCAAACUGGAUGCUGAAUACCUGAGAUACUUCGACACUGAGAAGGACGUCUACUCGAAGAGGAUCAUACCUACAGUGUCCAUCACUGGUGUGGUCAACGUGGGAGAGCAGAAGUUUGAAGUGGUGACACACAAUCGCACUUUCCUGUUCCGAGCCGAGUGCGACUCGGAGCGGAGCGAGUGGGUCACGGUGUUGAAGAGCUGUGUCAGAGCGACCAGUCUGGACGUGACCUUUAACCCCUGCGUGAGCUACGAGAUGAGGGGUUACCUGGAGCUGCGCGGCCUGCGCUCUAAACUCUAUACGGUGGUGUGUGCGGAUAAAGUCUUCCUCUACAAAAACGCCGAGGAAUAUCGUCUGGGGAUCGGCAUCACCUCGAUUGAUAUGAAUGUUGGUAACGUGAAGGAAGUGGAUCGGAGAGCGUUUGAUCUGACCACACCGUACCGCAUAUUCAGUUUUGUAGUGUAUUGGGGUGUGUUUGUGGAUCAGUGGGUGGAGGCCAUGCGCAACUCUAUCGCAGAGGCCUUGUCCAAUUACGAAGUGGCUGAGCGGAUCUGGGCGGAGCCGUCCAAUCAGAUGUGUGCUGACUGCAGCGCUGCCAAACCUGAGUGGGCCGCCAUCAACCUGGCUGUGGUCUUCUGCAAGCGAUGUGCAGGAGAGCACCGCGGGCUCGGUCCGAGCAUAUCUAAAGUACGCAGUCUCAAAAUGGACAAGAAGGUCUGGACCGAAGAUCUCAUCCAGCUGUUCCUCGCUCUAGGAAACGAACGAGCCAAUCAGUUUUGGGCGGCGAACGUCCCGCCCAGCGAGGCCUUGACCCUGAACAGCAGCAGCGAGGAGCGCCGCCGCUUCAUCACCGCAAAAUACCGCGAGGGCAAAUACCGCCGAUAUCACCCGCUGUUCGGAAACCAGAGAGAACUCAAUAACGCGCUGUGCAUUAACGUUCAGUCGAGCGAUGUGUGUGAGACGCUGGCGCUGGUGUUCUGCGGCGCAGAAGUGAGCUGUGACACCGGAGACCCCGAGCUGGCCUCCCCGAUCGCUCUGGCCCAACACCACGGACAGAACCUGCAGGUGGAGUUCCUCACGCAGAACCGCAACACAGAACUCCCGAGGUCAGAGGUGAAGGUCUCCAUAGACAGGGUGCACUACAUGGCCCCGCCCUCUGUCACGCAUAAUGGGUUUCUAUUUAAGACCGCCUCCAUGGCUCGACCAAUCACAGAGAAGAAGGGAAAAGAAGAGUUCAGUCGGCGGUGGUGUGUGCUGAAUGACGGGAAUUUUAGCUACUAUGAAAGUGACAAAAACGCUACACCGAACGGAGGACUGAAGAUGAAGGAGAUCGUCUGUCUGGCUGUCAACCCUCCUGAGACUCAUGGGUACGAUCACACGUUCGAGCUGUACUCGGACGCCGAGCGCUUGUAUCUGUUCGGCACUGAUAAUCCCGAGACCAUGCGCGAGUGGGUCAAAUCCAUCGCAAAGUCGUUCAUUCCCGCGGCUGCGGAGGAUCUGUUACUGAAGGACUUUGAGCGGAUCGGCCGGCUGCGAUAUAAAGACAGACUGAACCGGGAGAUGUCGAGAUUGGGCUGGUUCUGUCUGGUGGGGUCCAGCCUGCACAUCCGGCUGGAGGAGCACACCACAGAUGAGACCAUCGACCUGCAGAAGCUCCUGGAGCUCUCGAUCCAGCCGGAGAAUGAGGUGCUGGUUCUGGUGGAGCGAGGCAGGACGCUGUACAUCGAGGGCGAGAGGAAGCUGGACUUCCAGGGCUGGGCGGCGGCCAUCCAGAGGGCUGCUGGGAGUACUGGAGACACACUGAGUCAGCAGCAGCUGACCGAGGCUGACAUUCCCGUGAUCGUGGAGCGCUGCAUUCAUUUCACCACACAAUACGGUCUGACCUCGGAGGGAAUCUACCGUAAGAGUGGCGUGAACAGUAAGAUCGCCGCCCUGCUGGAGGAGUUCAGACGCGACGCCAGGUGCGUUUGGCUGAAGGAAGGUGAACAUCAGGUGGAUGACGUCUCUAACGUCCUCAAGCGCUUCUUCAGAGACAUCGAGGAGGGAUUGUUUGGCCAGGCGGCGGACAGCUGGCUCAGCGCUACAGUUUUUUCAGAAGAGAGCAGUCGGAUCUGUCAGUAUCGUCUUCUGUUCAGUAACCUUCCCCGAGUCAAUCAGGCCACACUACGAGCGCUGGUUAAUCAUUUAUACUGCGUCCAGCGGUUUGCGGAUCUCAAUCAGAUGACUCUUCACAAUCUGGCCAUCGUGUUCGGACCGACUCUCUUCCAGGCGGACGGGCAGGACUACAGCGCCGGCCGGGUCAUCGAGGAUCUCAUCCAACACUACGUCACUAUAUUCGAUGUGAACGAGCAGCAGCUGCAGAAGCAGUUAGAUGAGAUCACAUACAUCAUAAAGCUCAGAGACAACCUCACGCCUAAAGCAGGAACGGGCAGUGGUGAUUUUAUCUGUACAGUUUACCUGGAGGAGAAGAAGGAAACAGCUGAACAGCAUGUAAAGAUUCCCGCCACGAUGACAGCAGCUGAACUGACCUUCGAGAUCCUGGACAGACGGAAAAUCACUGUUAAGGAGAAAGACUACUGGUGCUGCUUCGAGGUGAACGAGAAAGAGGAACUGGAGCGGCCGCUGCACUGUCAGGAGAAAGUGCUGCCCAUCUUUCAUUCUCUGGGCACCGACAGCCACCUGCUGGUCAAGAAGCACUUCUCCAUGGAGGCCAUGCUGGUGUAUCUGGCCAGUAAAGUGGAGGUGUCCAAACACGGUAUGAUGAAGUUCAGAGAGGAGAGGAGUCUGCUGGGGUUGAGCACCGGGAGCUUCAAUGACCGAUACUUCAUCCUGACCAGCACCUCGCUCAGACUCUAUAAAGAAAUCCGGAGUAAUCGUCCAGAGAGAGAGUGGCCCGUCAAGUGUCUGAAAGUCUAUCAAGGCAUUAAAAGGAAGCUCCGUCCACCAACAUGCUGGGGUCUCACAGUCUUCUAUGAAAAUGAGAAACAGGAAAAGCAGGAGAGACAGCAGUGGUAUCUGUGCUGUGACACACAGAAUGAAAUGAGGGAAUGGUUCGCUACCUUCAUGAGCAUACAGAGCGGAGGUCGUGUUUGGCCGGCGGAGUGGUUGAAAUCUCGUGCGGCGAAUCACUCUGUGCCGCUGGACGCUCGCUUCGGUAACGUGUCUCUGAUUCCUCUGCGGGGCAGUGAGAACGAGAUGAGGAAUAGUGUCGCCGCUUUCACAGCCGAUCCUCUCGCCGUGAGUCUAAUCAGCCAAUCACAGCCGGGCUCGGCCAAUCACACAGCCAAUCACACGGCUCUCUGCUCCCAGACCCAGUGAGCUCAGUCUUAUGUUUAAUGCAGAAUU
Messenger RNA from Cyprinus carpio (common carp), 3393 nucleotides. Its product is annotated as arf-GAP with Rho-GAP domain, ANK repeat and PH domain-containing protein 1-like. The transcript is spliced from 27 exons. Gene Ontology annotation, molecular function: GTPase activator activity; phosphatidylinositol-3,4,5-trisphosphate binding. NCBI's taxonomy places the organism in Eukaryota, Metazoa, Chordata, Actinopteri, Cypriniformes, Cyprinidae. Gene Ontology annotation, biological process: positive regulation of GTPase activity; signal transduction. The annotation marks the transcript as partial. The record is from RefSeq and is a predicted model, not a curated record.